GCUAAAUCAAGAAAGAAAAAUGAAACAAAUAUUUGUCUCACCCCUUCUUUUCUUGUUCUUCUUCUUGCUCCAGUGCACUUGUAUUUUCACUCAAGCUCCUGCUAUGUCACCAGUGCCGCCAGUACAAUCUUCUGCUCCGGCUUCACUGCCUCCAGCUCAAUCUACUCCUCCGGCACCAAUAUUUCCCCCUGCUGUAGUCUCUGCUCCGGCUCCAGGACCGCCUGGUCCACAAAAUGUGGUAAAAAUCCUCGGAAAAGCUGGUCCAUAUUCGACGUUCAUCAAGUUAUUACAAAUCACUCAAGAAAUUGUCGAAAUCACCUCGUUGCUAAACAACUCCAACAGCAUAACCAUGUUUGUUCCAUCGGAUGGCGCUUUUUUGAGCCUCAAAAUAGGUACCCUCAACUCUUUCAGUGAUCAGCAGAAAGCUGAAUUGGUUAAAUUCCAUAUUCUCCCUUCAUAUUUCUCCCUACCACAGUUCCAAACUGCUAGCAACCCUUUACAUACACAAGCUGGUGGAACCACUAAUCGCGAAUUCCCAAUCAAUGUAACCACAAAUGGAACAGCAGUGAACAUAACAACUGGAAUUGUGAAUGCGAGUGUGUCAAGUACAAUUUAUACUGAUAAUCAGUUAGCUAUUUAUCAAGUUGACAAAGUGCUUCUUCCUUUGCAAUUCUUUGUACCACCAGCACCAGCACCUGCUCCAGCACCAUCAAAGCCGAAAAAGAAGGAUCCUUCUUCGGAUUCUGCAUCUGUUAAUGUUGUUUCGUCUGGUGCCACUUCUCUUCUUCCCCACAUGAUGUUUCGGGUCAUGGUCUAUCCUGGCUGCUUUUUCUUCUUCUUCUUCUUCUUCUUCUUCUCUAUUUGGUUUGUGUGUAUAAGCUAAUAAGUCGCGCGCAAUGCCUGUAUGCUUGUGAUGAUAUGUUAUGUACA
Molecule: messenger RNA, 930 nt
Organism: Nicotiana tabacum (common tobacco)
Lineage: Eukaryota; Viridiplantae; Streptophyta; Magnoliopsida; Solanales; Solanaceae
Product: fasciclin-like arabinogalactan protein 11
Biological process (GO): plant-type secondary cell wall biogenesis
Cellular component (GO): plasma membrane
Source: RefSeq, a predicted model, not a curated record